This is a messenger RNA of Amphimedon queenslandica, 2668 nucleotides long. RefSeq lists its product as uncharacterized. Gene Ontology annotation, molecular function: protein binding. The record is from RefSeq and is a predicted model, not a curated record. Lineage: Eukaryota; Metazoa; Porifera; Demospongiae; Haplosclerida; Niphatidae. The transcript has 16 exons. The coding region runs from base 119 to 2668 and encodes 849 amino acids.
CAGUGGUGUGAAAAUGACAUCAACAUGAAAUAAAUUAAGAAAUCAGUUACAAGGAGCUGGCCAGGAGGUUAUAGAGUGGUGUAAAUGAAUAAUAGCUACCAUUGUUGAACUGUGCUGCAUGAGCAGUGGGCUGGAUCAUAUGAUAUAUGUAGAUCUAUUUGUUACCGUAGCUCUAGCGCUCGUAAAAAUGGACAGAAAUGUAGUUCAAACAAAUCAGUACAAAUUUAAAUGGAGAGCUCGACACACAACUGCUGUAGUAGGAGAGGUCCUGUACUGCUGGGGAGGGGAUAAGGAAGGCUUAGAUGAGUCCCAUGAUUCUUCUACAAAAAGACAGUGUACUUCUGCUAUUGAUGCGUUUAACUUAUUAUCUGGUGUUUGGUCCUCUCAACCUACUAGUGGUACUCCUCCAUUGGGAAUCAGAGGAGUCUCCUGUGCUGCCUUUAAUAAUAAUAUUUAUUAUUUUGGUGGCUAUUGUGGCCAUGACAGUUGCUUCCAUAACAGUUUGAACUGUUUAGACACUUUAACUCUUCAAUGGAAUAAAUUACAACCAACUGAUGACAAUUUUGUAAAUAAGAGAGCCUAUGGUGGUAUGAUAGCGAUGGGAAGCGAAGGUGAACCUCAACAAUUACUGGUUAUCGGUGGAAUAGCUCCUAUAUCAACUACUACACACUAUCAUUCUCAGUUUAAAUACAAGAAGAUACCUGACAUGGAUGAACGUGUUAGAAUUAAUGAACAGAAUAUGUACAACCUGUCCAGUGGACAAUGGAUUGUUCCAUCUGUCAGUGGACAGUGUUGUCCACCAACUGAUGGUUUUAUAAUUGAAAGAAUCAGUCAUAAUAAAGGAAUUAUGUAUGGAGGAGGAGUGUCUCAUGGUGGUAUCAGCAUACCUACUAACAGUAUCUACUUGUUUCAAUUAUCACAUUGUAAUGAUAGUAUAAUUAUAAACUGGGAGAUACUGAAGCCAGGAGCAAUACCUGUUGAUGGAGUAUGGCCUAAGGAGAGGUGUGCUCAUGCUAGUGCUAUUAUCAAUGGUGUGUCUACCUCACCUACACUAGUAGUGAUUGGCGGAAUGGAUCAUAGGAAUCAACUAGUGAAUGAUUGUUUGUUAUUAGACACAAACCGGUACAAUUGGAUGAAGAUUCCUCUACCUGAUUCUGUUACUGGUAGAUACUAUCACACUGUAUCAUCUUUUGUUCUUGAUCCUAAUCAUGUGUUCCUGAUAAUAGUGGGAGGUGAUGUAGAGAGUAUGGACUGGAUUAAUAGACGUGUUCCUGAUCCUCUUAUUACAAUGCUAAUAGAACUAGUUUUUAAUGAUGGUCAAUGGUCAGUGGGUCCAGUUUUAGAUUCAUUUAAUAUUCCUUUAUUGUAUGAGCUAAUACUAAAAGAAAGAAGAAAAGAAUCAUACAUGACAAAUAAAGUGAAGGAGCUUCAAGUUAUCAAUGAGUCUUUACGUCAUGAUCUACAAGUGGCUAGAACUAACAACCAAUCACUUCAGGAAGCACUACUAGCACUGGAAUCAGAGAAGUGGAUGCUUGAAACACAACUACUAGAAACUAAGACUCUUCUUACUAAACAAAAGAGAGACCAAGAGGACUCACCACACUCAGAUAAUGCUAAGAAGCUUAAAACUGAUGAAUCAGUGGAGGAGAAACAAAUAAUAACUGAUGAAGAUAAUGAGAAACUUAGAGCUACAGUUGCUUAUAAUGAAGUAUAUAUAACUGAAAUAGAAGAAGAGAAGAAACAAUUAGAGGAACAAUAUCUAAAUCUUAAAACUAAAGUUGCUGAUAAUGAAUUGUAUACUGCCAAACUAAUGAAGGAGAAAGAGCAACUACAGGAGAGAGUCACAUCCUUAGAGGAACGAUUCAUCAAAGAGACUAGUACCAAAGAAGUGCAAUUUGAUUACAUGAUCCCUUCAAUGGAUAAUUUGGAAUGUCUGAGUGAUGUCCAGGUAGCAGGGAUACAGCACUGCGUUGAUUUAACAGGACGACCAGAUCUUGCACAAUACUUAAAGUUUGCUAUAGCUCCAGUUGACACACCCAGUCUUCCUUACCAGUUCUCAAUAGUUCAGGAAGGAGAGUUUAGCUCUAAUAGUGGGUAUGGAUCCAUUCAACAAUCUACUACUAAAGAGACUAACCUCCCAACCAAUACAGUGUCUGUUGCUGGUACUACUACUACACCAAACACUGAUCAUGUUAACAGUAUAAAGAAGGCUGUGACAUAUGCUGGUCUGGUUUAUUAUGAAGAAGAUGGUGUAGAGGAUUUGGUGACAUUCACUGCAGCUAAGAAUUUGGAAGCACUCAUUCAUUUUAUUGAGCAGAAACACUCUCAAGCUAGGACUGGACCAGAUAUUUCAUUUUGUUUCAAAUUUCCUUAUAAUUAUAUUGAAUUAAACUUGACUGCACAACAGGAUGAACAAUUCACUGGAUGGAUACUUAGACCUCACACUAAACCUACAAGAUUAUAUCAAGAGGCCAUUGAUAAAUUUGGUGAUAAAGAGCAUUCUCAUCCUUCAUGUUGUCUCAUAUCAGUUUAUGGAUCACCUGAUGCUGUCCCUUUUCUUAAUUACUUCAUACCACUGGAAGGUGUGGCUCAUCCAGUUUCAUUAAACAUUCAUAGAGCACGAAGAAAUUUCACUGCUCCAGUUCCUCCUUUAGCAAGUAAUAGAUAA